This is a messenger RNA of Penicillium angulare, 2565 nucleotides long. RefSeq names its product class III chitinase ChiA1 (gene chiA1). The transcript is spliced from 3 exons. Lineage: Eukaryota; Fungi; Ascomycota; Eurotiomycetes; Eurotiales; Aspergillaceae. The coding region runs from base 1 to 2565 and encodes 854 amino acids. Gene Ontology annotation, biological process: carbohydrate metabolic process. The record is from RefSeq and is a predicted model, not a curated record. Gene Ontology annotation, cellular component: extracellular region. Gene Ontology annotation, molecular function: chitinase activity.
AUGGUUGGAGUGAAGGUUUUUGCCGGCGCUGCGGCGUUGAUGUCCAGCUUUUUGUCGGCUUCUUUUGCCCUCGAUGUGGAUCUCCAGUCCAACGUUGCUGUCUACUAUGGACAAGGUGCUAACCAGCCUCGCCUGAGCCACUUCUGCGAGGAGACUUCGAUGGAUAUCAUUAACUUGGGAUUCAUCAAUGUCUUCCCCAAGAAAGUCGGUGACUGGCCAGGCUCGAACUUUGGUAACCAGUGUGAUGGAACUGUCUAUGAUGGUACAUCACUUCUCAAGGGUUGCCAUCAGAUCUGGGAGGAUAUCCCCAGCUGUAAGGCAAAUGGAAAGACUGUUCUUCUUUCUAUCGGUGGUGACUCGGCAAAUCCUGGUGACAUGAGUGAUGAGGUCGCCGAGUGGUUUGCUGAUUUCUUAUGGUAUUCCUUCGGUCCUGUUAAUGCCAGCGCUGUCGCGGAGGGUUUCCCUCGUCCCUUUGAGCUUAAUGUUCUCGAUGGAUUCGACUUUGAUAUCGAGUCUGAUGGUGGUGAUGGAUACGCUGCAAUGAUCAACCGCCUCCGUAGCCACUAUGCCAAGUAUCCCCUCGAGUCUUUCUACAUCUCAGGUGCUCCUCAGUGUAAUAUCCCCGACCAGCAGCUCAGCGAUGCCAUCUCAAACUCCCACUUUGACUUCAUUUGGGUUCAAUUCUAUAACACAGAUGCAUGCUAUGCCCGUGCUUUCAUAUCUGGGGCCUUGCCAGGAACCGUGGGCUUUGACUUUGAUGGUUGGGUCAAUGUCAUCAAGACCAGUGCCAACCCCGAUGCCAAACUCUUUGUCGGACUUCCAGCAGCUGUUGGUGCGGCCAGUGUAUCUAGCCCUGAGUCUUACCUAGAGUCGGCCGAAGUCUUCACUCUGGUUGAGUACGUGAGCGAGUAUCCUGAGUUUGGUGGUAUUAUGCUAUGGGAGGCUACAUAUUCCGAUAAUAACACCGACUGGAGAGGAUGGACCUAUUGUGAGCAGAUGAAGGAGGUUCUUGACUUUUUGUGCCCUCCUCCGGUUCAUUCGACAACAUCUACCAUUCCCACUGUGACUCCUACACCGGUUCAUUCUUCCACAGUGGUGCCUUCUAGCAGUGUGGUCACUACUAGCUCUUCUGCUGUCUCUAGCUCCUCAGUUGCCUCUAGCUCGUCGGUCGUUGCCAGCUCUUCCUCUGCCUCGCCAACUUUGACCAUCACCCGUACCGUGAGCCCAUUGCCAGCCCAUACUUCCUCGUCGGUGCCUUCAAGCAGCGCUUCCGUCCAGUCCAGCUCGAUCACCACUUCAAGCUCUGCGACCCACUCCUCGCACUCCCACUCGCACUCGCAUGCGCACUCCCACUCACACGGACACUCCCACUCGCAUGUGCACUCAAGCUGGAAGCCCUCGGGCUCCCAUACACCCACUGGGCCUCACUCUACUCGUACUCCGAGCGGUCGUCCCCAUCAUUCAUCUUCCAGCUCCUCUUCUCCUUCUUCUUCUUCUUCUUCUUCUACUCCUCUUACUGUCCGUCCUACUUCCUCUGGUCUUUCCAGCAGUGUUCCGGAGUCUAGCCAGUCUUCCACCUCUACGCUCAUUCGUACCUCAGAGUCAACAGGAUUACCAAGCUCGAUCUCGAAGUCUGUCACUUCUGUUGCCUCUUCAAGCUCCUCUGGUAUCCUUGAAACAAGCACCAUUAUUAUCGGAUCAGGCUCUACAUCCAAUGCCGCUGGAUCUGGCUCCACGUCCAGUGCGACCGGUGUGCCACAGCCAAGUGGUGGCAAGGGCACUACUCAGACUACCAUCACUGCCUUGCCUUCAGUGACCUCUGCUCCUGCCUCAUCCGCUCCAGAGACAAUCACCACUGUCAUUGUUACUUCGUACACUGAUAUCUGCCCUACUGGCUUCACAACUAUCUGGACCACAUACACUACUUAUGUUUGCCCUGAGACCGCUACCACAGCUUCCGCUACUGUAACCAACCCUCCAUCUGGGGCUUCCACUACUAGCGCCACUGUCCCCGAGGGCUGGACUACCACUGUGACUGUCUGCACCCAGUGCGCUGCGACCCCGACAACUGUUACUCUGACUCUACCCAACCCCACGUCAUCUGUUGAGGCUACUACAGAGACUACCGCCGUUCAGCAAGAGACUACCGGCAUCCCAUCAGCAGAGACUACUGUCGUCCAGUCAACUGAGACCGAGAUAUUUACUACCACUGUCUCUUUCUGUGAGAGCUGUGGACCCACCGGUUCCAGUGUCACUUUGACCGUGCCCUACACCGCCCCUGCCUCGAUUGUGACCCCCACUUUGCCCAGCUCUUCCAGCGGUGUUCCUGGUCGUCCCACCUCAACCGCUCUGGUUCCUGGAGCUGGUGGAAUUUCUACCUCCAGCCACAGCCCGUCAUUUGUCUUCCACCCAACUACCACGAGCACUGUCUCUGGUAGCUCGGGUGCACCCACUUCCACACCUGAGGGAAUCGCACCAGCCUUCAAUGCCGCUGGCUCUCGUUCGGAUAUAAUUAAUAUCUUCAGCGUUAUGUUCGCUGUUGUUAUUUCCGCUCUCUUGAUGUAA